AUGUCCACUUCUUCUAUUUCAAUGAAUAAUACAAUUGAGGAAAAUAAUCCAUACCACUUGCAGAGUGGUGAUUCAUCAGCAAGAAGGAGGUUCUAUGUUGUCUUGUUGCUUUAUGUUGAUGAUAUCCUACUUGCUGGUAGUGAUACAACUGCUCUUGAGAAGGUUAAAAGUUCUCUAAGUGUCAAGUUCAAGUUGAAGGAUUUGGGGCCUUUGAAGUUUUUUCUUGGUUUGGAGAUAGCUCGAUCACAGAAGGGUAUUUCUUUAUCUCAAAGAAAAUAUUGCUUGGAGCUCAUUUUAGAGUCUGGUUUACUUGCUACUAAAUCAGUUUUAUUUUCUAUGGAUACUCAUACAAAGCUAUCUAAAGAUGAUGGUGAAUUAGUAGAUGAUGUUUCUGCUUAUAGAAGACUCAUUGGUAGAUCAUUGUACUUGACUCACACCAGACAUGACAUUACUUUUUCUGUUAAUCAUCUUAUUCAAUUCCUAGAUAACCCUCGCAUGCCUCAUUUAGAAGUUGCUAUGAGAAUUUUGAGAUAUCUCAAAUCUGCUCCUAGACAAGGUUUAUUUUUUCCUUAUUCAUCAAAGGUUCAUAUUAAAGCUUUUUCAGAUUCAAACUGGGUAAGCUGUCUUGAUACUCGAAGAUCAAUAAGUGGCUAUUGCAUUUUUUUUAGGGAUUCUCUUGUAUCUUGGAAAUCUAAGAAGCAACACAAGAUCUCACAAUCUUCAGCAGAGGCUGAAUAUAGAUCCAUGGCAUUCACAGUCUGCGAAAUCAUCUGGAUCAAAGCUUUAUUUGUUGACUUGCAUCACCAACAUCAUCAACCAGCUCUCUUAUUCUGUGAUAACCAAGCAACUCUUCACAUAGCAGCCAGUCCAGUCUACCAUGAACGUACGAAACAUAUCGAAAUUGACUGCCAUUUGGUUCGCGAUAUUACCACUCUACAUGUUCCUUCUGCUCAUCAGGUUGCAGAUUUAAUGACCAAGCCCUUAGGCUCUAAGAUUUUUGAAGUUCUUUGA
Malania oleifera is the source of this 1011-nucleotide messenger RNA. RefSeq lists its product as uncharacterized. The record is from RefSeq and is a predicted model, not a curated record. The coding region runs from base 1 to 1011 and encodes 336 amino acids. The transcript is spliced from 2 exons. Lineage: Eukaryota; Viridiplantae; Streptophyta; Magnoliopsida; Santalales; Ximeniaceae.